AUGAACGCUUCAGCUCAGAGCCUGCGAGCUCUGAACUCAGCUUACCACGGAGCGCUGAGGUUCAUCACUGGCCUCAAAGCACUCACGCACCACUGUGUGCUAUACACUCGUGGGGCCCGUGUGUGGGUGAGAGAGAAGGAGCAGCUGGUUCCUGCCACAGUCAACUCCUGUGGAGAUGGGACCCUGGUCGUCACCACAGACUAUGGAGAGGUGCUGUACCUCCAGACAGCGGAGGUCACGAGGGAGAAGGUCUAUGCCAUGCACCAGUCCAGUAUUGAUGGAGUGGAGGACAUGUCGGCCCUGGCUGAGCUCCAUGAGGCGGCCAUCAUGCACAACCUGUACCAGCGCUACCAGAAGGACAACAUCUAUACCAACAUCGGCAGUAUCCUGGCCGCAGUGAACCCGUAUAAGCAGAUCUCGGGCUUGUACGACCUGGAGAAGGUGCACCAGUAUUCCAGGCACCAGUUUGGAGAGCUCCCCCCUCACAUCUUCGCUGUAGCUAACGAAUGCUACCGCUGCAUCUGGAAACGCCAUGACAGCCAGUGUGUCCUCAUCAGUGGAGAGUCCGGAGCGGGGAAGACUGAGAGCACCAAACUGUUGCUCCAGUUCCUGUCGGAGAUGAGUCAGAACUCAGCCGGGACCCCCGCCUCGGAGAAGACCACGAGAGUGGAGCAGGCCAUUGUACAGAGCAGCCCCAUAAUGGAAGCCUUUGGAAACGCUAAGACUGUUUACAACAACAACUCCAGUCGCUUUGGGAAGUUCAUCCAGCUGCACUUCUCUGAGUGUGGCAACAUCCAGGGAGGCUGUGUCAUCGACUAUUUACUGGAGAAGAAUCGUGUUGUACGGCAAAACCCAGGGGAGAGAAACUACCAUAUCUUCUACGCACUAUUGGCAGGGGCUACAAAGGAGCACAGAAGUCAGUACUUUUUGGAAGAAGGAGCUGAGUCUUUCCACUACCUCAGUCAGGCAGGAUGUUGUAAAGACAAGAGCCUGAACGAUAAGGAGCUUUUCAACAGUGUCAUGGAAGCUCUGAAGGUGCUACAGUUCACUGAGGAGGAGAUCCGAGACAUGUUCAAGCUACUGUCUGGAGUCCUACAGCUGGGCAACAUUGAGUUCAUGACAGCAGGGGGCGCUCAGAUCACCACCAAACAAGUGGUCACAAACGUCAGUGAGCUCUUGGGGCUGGACGCCUUUCAACUAUCUGAAGUGCUGACACAGCGAUCUAUUAUCCUGAGGGGAGAAGAGAUCUGCUCCCCCCUCACCAUCGAGCAGGCUGUUGAUUCCCGGGACUCGGUUGCCAUGGCGUUGUACUCCCAGUGUUUCUCAUGGAUCAUACUUAAAAUAAACCAGAAAAUCAAAGGGAAGGAGAAUUUCAAAUCCAUUGGAAUUCUGGAUAUAUUUGGUUUUGAGAAUUUUGAGGUGAAUCGCUUUGAACAGUUUAACAUCAACUACGCCAAUGAGAAGCUUCAAGAGUACUUCAAUAAACAUAUCUUCUCUCUGGAGCAGCUGGAAUACAACAGGGAGGGGGUCCAGUGGGAUGCCAUUGACUGGAUGGACAAUGCUGAGUGCCUGGAUCUCAUUGAGAAAAAACUGGGCUUAUUGGCUCUGGUGAAUGAAGAAAGUCGAUUUCCCAAAGGCACAGACUUUACACUGCUGGAGAAGCUGCACAGUCGACAUUCAACCAACCCGUACUAUGUGAAGCCCAGGCUAGCAGACCACCAGUUUGGAAUCAAGCACUACGCUGGAGAGGUACUCUAUGACGUCAAAGGCGUCCUGGAGAAGAACAGGGACACGUUCAGAGAUGAUAUUUUGAACAUGCUCAAAGACAGCAGACUGGACUUCAUCUACGACCUGUUUGAGAAAGUGGGCAGCAGGAACAAUGAGGAGAAGAUGGGAACAGCCCGACGCAAGCCUACUGUCAGCUCCCAGUUCAGGGACUCUCUCCAUGCUCUGAUGGCCACCCUUAGCGUCUCCAACCCCUUCUUCAUCCGCUGCAUCAAACCCAACAUGGAAAAGAAUCCAAACAAGUUUGACCCAGAGGUAGUUUUGAACCAGCUGAGGUACUCUGGCAUGUUGGAGACAGUGAAGAUCCGGCGCGCUGGGUUUCCUGUGCGCAGGACUUUCAAAGACUUCUUUUUACGAUAUAAAAUUAUUCUCAAGGACAAAGCGCCAAAGAAUGGAGAUGAUAAGAAGAACAGCACUGACCUUCUGUUCAAAUAUGACAAAACCAAGAAGGAAUGGCAGCUCGGCAAAACAAAAGUUUUUAUGAAAGAAUCUCUGGAGCAGCGCUUGGAAAAAGAUAGGGAUGAAAUCAGGCGCCAAGCGGCCAUGAUAAUCCGCGCUCACCUCCUCACCUUCUCUGCCAAAAAGUUCUUCAAGCGUGCCCGUGCCAGCGUCAUCACCCUGCAGAAGCAUUUGAGGAGACAUAUUUUGAGAAAGCGCUUUGUGAAACAGAGAAAGGCAGUGGUGGUGCUGCAGAAACACCGUAGGGGACAAGUGGCAAGGGCCCGAGUCAGAAAACUACGAGAAGAGAAGAGGAAGAGAGAGGAGCAGAAGAAGAAAGAGGAGGAGGAAAAGGAGGGAGCAGAGAAGGGAGAGAAGGAUGAAUCGGAUGAGAAGAAGGCAAGUGCCAGUCCAGAUGAGACCAAGCAGAUGGAGGAGAUCCUGCAGCUGGAGCGUGAGAUCGAGCGUCUGCAGAAGAAGAGAGAGGACGAGGUGUCUCAGCUGUGUGAGUCUUCCAAACAGGAGCUGCAGCUGCGCCGGGACGCUGAGCUCAAACGCAUGAACAAGGAGGCCUCUCGAAAAGCCACCAGUCUGAUCGAUGUGCUAAACUUCACCGGAGUGGACCCUGCCCUGGCUGCAGCUGCCCCCAAACCUGCAGAGGAGGGCAAGACCAAGACCCCCAAAGCAGCCUCAGGUCCCCCUACUGGCACCUCUAAAGAUGAAGAGGUGGACGAGGGCUUCCACGCAGAGGAGGAGUGCAUCCCGCUGCCCGACUUCCCCCCUCCAGCAGAGAGUGAUGCCCCCGUGGACCAGGAAAUCUUUGCCCACCUGCCCCCACCUCCUCCCGCUUUCGCAGAGGGCACUGUACCACCUGGCCCCCCUCCUCCUCCCCCCUUACCCGCGAAUGGUGGUCCUCCUCCACCGCCCCCCCUCCCACCGCCGGACGUCUCUGGAGCCCCACAGCCCCCGCCUCCUCCGCCCCUACCUCCCGCAGAGGAGCCCAAGCCGGAUAGGAAGGUCAGUCUGGUGGAGAGUCUGCCCGAUGGAGACGAGCCCAUUUACUCCCUACCCGCCGACACCGAAUCGGACUAUGACCAGGAGGAAGAAGAAGGUUCCGUUAACGCGGGCGACGACAGCAGCUCUGUAUCCGGGAGCAACCGGGGCAGCGCGGCAGUGGGAGACGACGAGCAUCCUCGCAAGUCCACCUGCACCAACGCCAGCAUAGAGUCCUACAGAGGCAGCUCGGACUCUUAUGCCGACAGUGACGAUGAGCACGAUGGCCUGAUGGACACAGAGGAAGACCUGACCACUGGAAGGGUCACUAUUCUCAACGGGAAUGGACCUCCGUAUUUCCAUGGCUACCUCUACAUGAAAGCUGGUCUGAUGAUCCCCUGGAGGAGGCGCUGGUGUGUGCUGAAGGAUGAGACGUUCAUGUGGUUCCGCUCUAAACAGGACUCGCUUAAGUCGGGCUGGCUCUACAAGAAAGGAGGAGGCCUGUCCACCCUGUCACGGAGGUUAAACUGGAAGAUGCGCUGGUUUGUGCUGAGGGAUGGUAAGUUGAUGUAUUAUGAGAACGACAGUGAGGAGAAACUCAAGGGGACCAUAGACAUUCGAGCUGCUAAGGAGAUUGUUGAUAAUCAUGAGAAGGAGAAUGCACUCAACAUUGUGACAGAAGAGAGGACCUACCAAGUGUUUGCAGAGUCUCCAGAGGAUGCCAGUGGUUGGUUCAAUGUCCUGACGAAGGUGCGAGUGUGUACACCUGAUCAACUGCUGGACAUGGGGCACGAACAGGCUAACCCAAAGAACGCUGUGGGUACUCUUGAUGUGGGGCUGAUUGACUCAGUGUGUGCUUCAGACAAUCCUGAUCGGCCCAACUCGUUUGUCAUCAUCACAGCCAACCGUGUGAUCCACUGUAACAGCGACACCCCAGAGGAGAUGCACCACUGGAUCAGCCUGCUGCAGAAGCCCAAAGGAGACGCUCGCAUAGACGGACAGGAGUUCCUAGUCAGAGGCUGGCUGCAGAAGGAGAUGAAGACCAACGCCAAGAGCACGUCUCUAAAGCUGAAGAAGCGCUGGUUCGUUCUGACCCACGGUUCUCUGGAUUACUACAAAAGCUCUGAGAAGAACUCUUCCAAGAUGGGAACCCUGGUCCUCAACUCACUGUGCUCUGUGAUUCAGCCGGAUGAGCGGGUGCAUCGGGAAACAGGCUACUGGAACAUCAUCGUGUAUGGGAGAAAGCAUUCCUAUCGCCUGUACACCAAGAUGUUGAACGAAGCCAUGAGGUGGGCCGCUGCCAUCCAGUCAGUCAUCGAAAGCAAGACCCCCAUAGAGACCCCCACACUGCAGCUCAUCAGGGACAUCAAGGAGAACAGUGUGAACGCAGAGAUAGUGGAUCAGAUGUACAGGAGGAACCCCAUCCUCAGAUACACCCAGCACCCUCUGCACUCCCCCCUGCUGCCCCUGCCCUACGGAGAGGUCAUCAGCUUGCACCGGCAGCAGGGCUAUGCCAGCCUGCAGGAUGAGGCUGUGCGGGUCUUUAACUCUCUGCAAGAGAUGGAGACACUGGCUGACACUGUGCCCAUUAUACAGGGGAUACUGCAGACCUGCCAGGACCUGCGCCCACUCAGGGAUGAGGUGUAUUGUCAGGUGAUCAAGCAGACCAAUCACGUGCCUCAGCCUAACAGCCCAGCCAAUCGGGCGCACUGGCACCUGCUCACCUGCAUGAGCUGCACCUUCUUACCCAGCCGAGCCAUCCUCCGCUACCUCCGCUUUCACCUCAAAAGGGUCAAAGAGAGGUAUCCAAAUACAGAAAUUGAGCGCUACGCCACAUUUAUUGGGGAGUCCUUAAAGAAGACAAAGACGCGUGAGUUUGUUCCGUCACAAGAGGAGAUCGCCGCCCUGCUGGUGAGACAGGAGAUGAGCACCACGGUCUACUGUCACGGAGGAGGGUCAUGCAAGAUCUCCAUCAACUCACACACCACGGCUGGAGAGGUGGUGGAGAAGUUGAUCCGGGGCCUGGCCAUGGAGGAGAGCAAGAACCUGUUCUCUCUGUUUGAACACAACUCCUUCACUGACAGAGCCCUGGAGAGCAGGGUUAUCGUGGCCGAUGUGCUGGCCAAAUUUGAAAGACUGGCUGGCAGCGAGGAAGAGGAGGAGGAAGGAGAAUGGAAGCUCUACUUUAAACUCUACUGUUUCCUGGAUGUGGAGAGCAUGCCCAAGGAGGGGGUGGAGUUUGCAUUUAUGUUUGAGCAGGCUCAUGAGUCCCUGAUCAGUGGUCACUUCCCGGGCUCUGAGGAGACCCUGCAGCACCUGGCCUCCCUUCGCCUGCAGUACCUCCACGGGGACGGAGCGGGGCGGGCCGGCUGGAGCUUAGGCAGCGUCUACCCCAUCGGACGUCUUCGCAACCGUAUCCUCCACUCCACCAAGCCUGGGGUGGGGGCGGGGUCUGGGACAGGAGGGGGGACUGGAGGCACUGGGGAGGGGAAGGGCACAGCAGGGCCGGGAGGGGUCAGCACAGGGACUGAGAAGAGGAAGACCCCAAGCUUCCUGGACGGGACUCUGAGGAGGAGCUUCAAAACAGGGUCACUGAAGAAACAGAAGGUGGAGGAGGAGCAGAUGCUGGAGAUGUGGGUAAAAGAGGAGACCUCAGCCACUCGCACCAGCGUCCUGGAGAAGUGGACCCGCCUCCAAGGCAUGCCCCAGCAUCAGGCCAUGCUCAAGUAUAUGAGCAUCAUCAAGGACUGGCCCGGCUACGGAUCCACGCUCUUCGAUGUGGAGUGCAAAGAGGGCGGCUUCCCUCACGACCUGUGGCUGGGUGUCAGUGCAGAUAAUGUCUCUGUGUACAAGAGAGGAGAGCCCAAACCUCUGGAGACCUUUCCCUACGAGCACAUCACCUUCUUUGGAGCAUCGCAGCUCUGCACCUACAAGAUCAUUGUGGACGAGAGGGAGAUGUACUUCGAGACACCAAUGGUGGGAGAGAUCUACAAGAUCAUGAGGGCUUACAUCAACAUGAUGGUGAAGAAACGCUGCAGCAUCAUGUCAGUGACCAGUGUGGUCAGUCCCUGGGUCAGGUGAUCACCACCAUCCAAUCAGGAGCUUGAUCCAGUGGCACCAGCUGAACGUAGCACAGUGAGCAGUCAGCUGGUUUUAUUGGAGCAGUGACCAGCAAGCCCUGGAGAAGAACUGAGGCCAAGUAUCAAACGCAAAACAAGAUGGAGGUGACAAAGAAGCCAAUGCACACUCCUCAGGCCGGGCUUUCACUGGGCUUUCACUGGGAUAGGGCUGAAGUUUGGGUCUGAAUAAUCUGAUCUAAUCUAAAGUCAGUGAAGACAAACUGUGUGGGAGGACCCUGUGUUAAUUCCGUUCCAUUUCCAGCUGGUUGUUGUCCUGCAUGUUAAUGUUCACACCUCAGUCCUCACCACAGGAGUGAUCCAUCCAAGCACAAAGUCCCUUUGGUCUAGUGUCCCAGAUGCCCUCCCAGUGCACUGCCAAAGCCAGCCAAACCACCUCCAAACACUGUCACUCUUUUUUAAAACGUCUCUCUCUUUCUCUUCGUCUUCAUGCUGCAUCAAGUCUCAUUCUACUCUACGACAUUGCUUGGUUUACUGGUGGUUCUGUUCAGUAUUACAUUUAUAUGUUGUUGUCAAGAAGAGAGAGGACUCUUUGAAAAGGUGUUUUUCUAUGGGGCUAAAGCUACAUCAGUCUCUGUGAACUAUUUGUCACACAUCAGUGCCACCGUGUGGCCACAAGAGGUAAACUCAGCCAAUGGAAGGGGCUUAAAACAUUUUGAAAGCAUAUAUAAUAAUAAAUAUUCUUAAGAAGAAUAGGUAGUGUUAUUAUACCACUGAUAUUGCCUAUAAAGAAUCUGUGCAUGGAAACCAGUCCUCUGCAAUGGUACAAGAAAAUAACGUGAAGAGAGAUAUCCAGACAGAAGAAGUGUUUAUCCACAUAUAUAACUGAUGCAUAAGGCACAUGUAUAUUCACACAGAGAGGAAGUAACGACUUGUAUUGUUUUCUACUGUAUAUCACAUAUUAACACUGGUAUUAAAUGACUGGCACUCUGCACUGUACAGUCUAAAUAUAUUAUAACACAAUGUGACACCUAUGUGUAACCUAUGUGCAGAAAUAACUGAUGUGUGUGUGUGUGAUCUGAAGACCAUAUGUGUGUGUGUGUGUGUGUCCUGCACUAUGCCAUAAUGUGAACUCUGGACAUUCACAGUUCCACUCUGAGCCAGACUGACGCUUCACUGUCUGCAACAUGCACCACCCACAGCAUCAGAGCCAUAUGAACUCAGUCCCAUUGUUUUAACUAUGAGGAUUUCUAAACAUGUCAUUUUUAUCGUUGAUAUAAUUACUUAGUAUUUCCCACUAACCCUGAAGUAUUGUGUCUGGAAUGCUGCUGUAUGUGUGUUACAUGUUAUUCAAAUGCUCCAAACAGAAAGGUACAGGAGAAUUGUAAAAGAGAAGUUUAUUGUAUUGAAGAUGAGAUGUAUUUAAUGACUAACCUAUGGAAGAGGGCUGUUGUGGUGUCAGUGGACUUGUGGGGCAGGGAGGGGGGAGGGAGGGGGUGUUUAAUCUCUUCAUAUUAUGGUGUAUGUGAUGCAGUGAGUUUGUGAGAGGUUUUACUAAUGAGAGAUGGAUACUAGAACCGGAACACUAACAGAAAUGACUUUGUAUGUGCUUGUUUUGAACUCAUGUUGUCGUCUCACCAGCGCUGACCAUGCAGACAGGAGGCAGCCAUCU
This is a messenger RNA of Periophthalmus magnuspinnatus, 7965 nucleotides long. It is a transcript of the gene myo10l1, whose product is annotated as myosin X, like 1. Gene Ontology annotation, molecular function: cytoskeletal motor activity; protein binding; ATP binding. Lineage: Eukaryota; Metazoa; Chordata; Actinopteri; Gobiiformes; Gobiidae. The record is from RefSeq and is a predicted model, not a curated record. Gene Ontology annotation, cellular component: cytoskeleton; myosin complex. Gene Ontology annotation, biological process: signal transduction. The coding region runs from base 1 to 6297 and encodes 2098 amino acids. The transcript is spliced from 45 exons.